Molecule: messenger RNA, 5179 nt
Organism: Dunckerocampus dactyliophorus (ringed pipefish)
Lineage: Eukaryota; Metazoa; Chordata; Actinopteri; Syngnathiformes; Syngnathidae
Product: guanine nucleotide-binding protein subunit beta-4
Exons: 10
Coding region: 337-1359 (340 amino acids)
Biological process (GO): G protein-coupled receptor signaling pathway
Cellular component (GO): cytoplasm; heterotrimeric G-protein complex
Molecular function (GO): protein binding; signaling receptor complex adaptor activity
Source: RefSeq, a predicted model, not a curated record
CACUUUCAUGGGUGUGGUGAUUAGCUUGCUUGGGGACAUUUUUGACAAAUCUGGCCGAAGUGACGUUAGCUGUGGAUCCCGGAGAGCCUCCUAAAUUGCCCUAAUAAGAACAUUUUCACCCUCUAACAGGUUUUAGCAUGGUUGUCGUAUGAAAACGGAGAGGUGUAAAAAGGAGCGCAAGACUGAGGAGGGGGGGGAAAAAAAGCCUAUUUCAGGUAUCAGCUGGUGAGGGCGUGCGUGUGUGUAUGUGUGCCUGUGUGGGUGUGUGUGUGCGCGUGUGAGGGUCGCCCAGUCAGCCUUUGGAGCGUAGUGUGACCUGAACACAUCUGAGGAACAAUGAGUGAGCUGGAACAGUUGCGGCAGGAGGCGGAGCAGCUACGCAAUCAAAUCCGGGAUGCCCGGAAAGCCUGCAGCGACUCCACUUUGUCACAGAUCACAGCUGGUCUGGACUCGGUGGGCCGGAUACAGAUGCGGACGAGGCGCACUCUCAGGGGCCACCUGGCCAAGAUCUAUGCAAUGCACUGGGGAAGUGACUCCAGGCUACUCGUCAGUGCCUCGCAAGAUGGAAAGCUGAUCAUCUGGGACAGCUACACCACAAAUAAGAUGCAUGCCAUCCCGCUGCGCUCUUCCUGGGUGAUGACCUGUGCCUACGCCCCCUCUGGGAACUACGUGGCCUGCGGGGGCCUGGACAACAUCUGCUCCAUAUACAACCUGAAAACCCGGGAGGGCAACGUGCGCGUCACCCGCGAGCUUCCCGGACACACAGGUUAUUUGUCCUGCUGUCGUUUUUUGGAUGACAACCAGAUCCUGACCAGCUCUGGAGACACCACCUGUGCGCUGUGGGACAUCGAGACAGGCCAGCAGGCCACAUCGUUCACCGGCCACACGGGCGACGUGAUGAGCUUGUCUUUGAGCCCGGACUACAAGACGUUUGUGUCGGGCGCCUGCGACGCCACCUCCAAGCUGUGGGACAUUCGUGACGGCAUGUGCAGGCAGUCUUUUACCGGCCACGUGUCCGACAUCAACGCUGUCAGCUUCUUCCCCAACGGAAAUGCCUUCGGCACGGGCUCAGACGACGCCACCUGCAGGCUGUUCGACCUGCGCGCCGACCAGGAGCUGAUGAUGUACAGCCACGACCACAUCAUCUGCGGCAUCACGUCCGUGUCCUUCUCCAAGAGCGGCCGUCUGCUGCUGGCGGGCUACGACGACUUCAACUGCAACGUCUGGGACACUCUAAAAGGCGAACGGGCAGGUGUGCUAGCAGGCCACGACAACCGAGUGAGCUGCUUGGGCGUGACGGAGGACGGCAUGGCGGUGGCCACCGGCUCCUGGGACAGUUUCCUGCGGAUCUGGAACUAACCCCGCCCCAAAGCUGGCUGUCCUCCAUCUCCAUCUCCAUCACCACACCCCCAGUCGCUGUGCCAGCGCUGUGAGACAACACACAAGCUUUGGCCACCACCGUGGACGAGGGAUCAAUUAGCGUACCCUGGAAGUGAAUGAAGUGUAGAGUUAGCCGCCCUGCCCAAACCUGAUCCUGUUCUAGUAGGAAGCUGUCUAUGAAGUCAUGUCUAUUCUAACGUGGGGAACAGCAUUGAGGGUUGUUGUUUUAUUUCUACUUCUUCCCACGUGGACUCAAGCGAGUGGCUUCAACAGCAGCAUCAACGUGUGUGCGUGUGUAGAAGAGGAGGACAAACGCUCCGUAGUAGUCUUCAUUUGGAAGACGGGCGCCCAAACGUAGGACGUGGAGGUCUACAGAGACUCUUCAGCAGCACUCCAACUAAGUUGAAGGAUGGUUUCCAAGCAGGUGUGAACUUCAUGGAUGUCAACUCGUGUGCCAUAAAUGGAGAGGAAAAAAACGCAACACUUUGUUUGUUAGUUUGUUUUGUUUAGGCAGAAAGCAACUAAUACACUCCCCAGCUGUACAAUGUGACUUACUUUCACUUUCACUUUCCUUUUUGCCCUCUUGAAGCUUCCUUCCCUUGUCGGAUGCUUGGACCUGUCGUGCGUCAUCUCAGGUGCCUGCAUCCCAAAACGCAACAGCAAACGUCCUUCGGUACCUGCUCGGCUCCAUCCCAUAAAGCAUCUGUCAUAUUUGGUGUGUUUCUGGCCCAAAUGAAGCGUAAAAGUGGCUUAAUGAAGUCCAAUACAAAUAGAAGACGUUCGGGAGACGCCGUCCACACAAAGGCGUGAUAUGUAGGAUUCUACGCUGGUCACUAGGGGUCAGUAAUGUUCACUUAAAAGAAGGAACUCUGCCAAUGCUGUCAUGUCUUAUUUCCUUUUCAUGUCCACUGUAUUGGCUAAUAGGACUAUAGGGGUGUUACUUCAUGUCUACAGGGCUCUAAUCAUGUUCAAGUCUAUUUAGAAGGUUGGCAACAGGCUUUCUUUGCACUAACUACAGGGAUGCUCCCAUCAGGGUUUUAUGCUGCCGAUAUCGAUACCGAUCCCGAUCAUCCAUGAGUGAAGGGACAGAAGCCGAUCACGUGGAUGAUGUGUGCGUUAUUCCACUUGUUAUGAUGAGUGCUGUUGGCCGGGGAGGGGUGAAGGUUAGCACAAGUCCAAGGUCUCCUGCUGCUCCAAAACAGGUCCUUUCAUGGAAAUUGGCCGAUCGAUCGGAGCAUCCCGACUAUCAAAAUCUUCUGAUGAGUCGUGCUUUGCGGAACGUUUAUCACUAAAGGUUCUGGCAGACGCCCCUUUUGCACAGCCUGGGCAAGCCAACAGCUGCUGUCCUGUGUAAAAGGCACCACUGAGGGAGGAAAUGAAGCAGGUGGUUUUCCAAUCUAAGCCUUUUUCUGUAUCAAAGGACCCAAACGCAGAAUAAAGGUCGGAAAUCGACCUGGCAAUCGAUCCGCCUGAGGACGGCGUAUCGGAGCCCCUUUCACACCGGCGGCGUAGAAACGGCCCCCACGCAGAAUAAGAACAUGAAAUCUGCUGCAGACGCCACCGUCCUGCUGCCUUUCUUCACGUGGAUGUUCAACCACCUUGAGAGGUUGUACCAGACCCCCCCAUUCCACGGCCGUCUUUGUCCUUCUGGCUGUUCUGUCUGAACAGCUCAAGCAGCAGCAGCACUGCCUUUUUCUGUGGAAAAGUCACCAACACAGAACAAAAGCAGGGGAAUGUGACCAGGCCUUUUUCUACUUGGGAGGGUGUCAUUCAAACGCCCCUUUUACACCAUCCUUUCCUAUGCUGCUGUUGUGUAAAAGGCACCGACACUUCAUGAGGGGACGAAAGCCACCAGGCAAUAUUCCACCUUCUGAGCUCGUAACCGUUGGACCCUUUUUUCACCUGUUUUGUGUAAACGGCACCGACAGAACCAGGAUGAAAUUUACCAGGCACUUUCCUGCCUUGGAGGGUCCAAAGGAGGGUGGCGCCUCUGGAAGCUGACGUUUCUUCUGCCUUUUUGUUGUCUUGCUGUUGCUGUCCUGUGUGGAAGGGAACAAAGCCAACCAGGCAGUUUCCACCUUUUCCUUUGCUUCCUUCUGUGUAGCUGCUCUGUGUAAAAGGCACCCACACAGAUUGGCGAGGGGGGGGCAACUUGACACGCUCGUUGUGUGAAAGCACAAUAUUCCACCUUGAGGCAAGGAUGGAUAAAUGCGGGAAUGUCUGUGGGAAAAGAGGACUCUGAGCUCGUCUUUUUUUACCCCCCCCCCCCCCCCCCAAACACUGCACGCACGUGACGCUUUCAAGGAGCGUCCGUGAGGGCUUUAGCAUGUAGCUUAGCAGCCUAGCUUAGCGCACAGAGCCUUUUGUCCCGCCGCUUCCGCAACAAACAAAUUCAUCUUUUUGUCUGUUGGCCGAUGGCUCCAAAUAUCACUUCCACUUGUCGGCCUGGACGACAGCACAGCACACAACUACAGGGGCAGUAUCGCCGAUACCGACACUUUCUACUUGAAAAUGUUGAAGACCUGGCAACGAGCGAAAUGAGCUGUCAUGAUCGUGAUUGCAGUCAGAAUGAAGAAGAAAGUCCAAGAACGUAGAAUAAAGAACAUAGAACAAAGAAGAAAGUCCAAGAACGUAGAAUAAAGAACAUAGAACAAAGAAGAAAGUCCGAGAACGUAGAAUAAAGAACAUAGAAUGAAGAAGAAAGUCCAAGAACGUAGAAUAAAGAACAUAGAACAAAGAAGAAAGUCCAAGAACGUAGAAUAAAGAACAUAGAAUAAAGAAGAAAGUCCAAGAAGGUGCUCCUGAAGGAAUUCAUUCAGUUGCUUUUGUUCUGUUGGCCACAAAUAAAACUGACAGUCAUCAUAUAAAUGCUCAAUUAUCAAUGUUAUCACGUCGGUAUCGAUAGCAGUGAUGCAUGGAUCGGUCCGGGCGCAAGUGGAAAUGAGCUCGCGUGGUUUUAACUUUUUUCCUUCAGUGUUUGGUGCGGAAAAGGCCAAACUUAAGGUGCUUUCACGUCAACGUUGAUACUUUUCUAUUUGGUCACCACGGCGCACACGUGCACUCACGUGCACGCGUGUCAGCCUCAAUGCCGACAGUCCUUCAAAAGCAGCGUCUCGUCACCAAUCUUUUUUUUUGUUUCAUUUUGUUUAUCGUUUCAUGCCGGAAGCGACUCUGUGACGUCAGCGUUCUCUCACGCUGACGGGAUCUUUUUCUUUGGCUUUUCUUUCUUUUGCUUUUGGUUUUUGAAUGUAGCGUGUCUUGGUGAUAUGAUAUGUUGCCAUCACUUCUUCUAACCAAUAAAAAAAGGAUUUGAACAAAGAAGUUCACGUUGUGGGUUGGAUGCUUCUUACAGUGGAACACGUUUAUGUCCACAGGCCCUUUAUGUCAACCUGCUUACGUCCACAACCAGUCUGCUGACAACCUGCUUACGUCAGCAACCUAUUGACAUGUUUGUCGACGACAACCUGUUAAUGUCGACAACCCAUUUAUGUCAGGAACGUUUUUCAUGUUUACAUCGCCAAUCCGUCUGUUGACAACCGCUUAUGUCGACAAUCUGUCUGUUGACAACCCAUUUAUGUCGGGAACCUUUUUACAUGUUUAUGUCACCAAUCCAUCAGUCAACUCGCUUAUGUUGACAGCCCGCUUAUGUUGACAACCUGUGUACAUGUUUAUGCCGCCAAUCCAUCAGUCGACAACUCGCUUAAGUCAACAGCCUGCCUAUGUCGCCGACCCAUUUAUGUCGCCAACCUAUUGACAUGUUUGUCAACAACCCGACUGGCGACAUUUUUUUCUUGUCUAA